Messenger RNA from Adineta ricciae, 705 nucleotides. The record is from the annotation of a GenBank genome assembly. Lineage: Eukaryota; Metazoa; Rotifera; Eurotatoria; Adinetida; Adinetidae.
AUGAAUAAAUUAGACUAUACAUAUGUUAACGAACAAGCCAUAUCAACAUCGUUAAUAUGUCCAAUAUGUUUGGAUGUAUUACAAGAUCCACAUACGCAUAUUACAUGUGAUAGUGCAUUUUGUCGGUCAUGUCUCUUGAAGCUGGCAGAUCCAAUCUGUCCGAUCUGUCGAUGGCAUUGGAAUGAAUUAGUUCAUAUUGAUUAUAACAUGUACUUACCGAAAGCAAACCGAUUGAUUCGGAAUAUGCUUGAUGAAUUACAAGUUGAAUGUGCUCAUUGCAAAACAACCCGUCGGCGUGGCCAGUUCGAACACGAGUGUCAACCGAUGACUAUUUGUCUACGCGAGAAAGACAAUGACUGCGAAAACGUGCAAACAUUAUCUUCCAUGUUGAUGAUUUUCAUUUGCAUCUCAUUGCUUUACUCGUAUCGGCAUAUUGUUUUCGAAAGAACUCUCGAUCAGCAUCAUCGAACAUUAGUUUAUGGCAAUGGCAUUGACAUUGACAGUUAUCUCUUCGAGAAAAUUUACUAUUUAAUAGUUAAAGUCAUCGAAUAUUCAGUUGCUGUCUUUCUGUUUAAUUUAUUCCUCUGGUUUAGUAUCUUAUUUUACGGUGAUCGUCUAACGUCGAGAACGACGAAUCAAUUUCUGCGUCAAGUUCUCGAAGUUUCCAUUAUUAUUAAUUUAAUUACAUAUUCAAUUUACUAUUAG